Molecule: messenger RNA, 1856 nt
Organism: Pecten maximus
Lineage: Eukaryota; Metazoa; Mollusca; Bivalvia; Pectinida; Pectinidae
Product: neuropeptide receptor 15-like
Exons: 2
Coding region: 377-1486 (369 amino acids)
Biological process (GO): G protein-coupled receptor signaling pathway
Cellular component (GO): plasma membrane
Molecular function (GO): G protein-coupled receptor activity
Source: RefSeq, a predicted model, not a curated record
UAGUGACUUUAGGGACGGUAAACCGAAAUGGUGCGGUAGUAAAAAGAUAAGGAAAUACUAUGGUUACGCGGAAAAAACCGGAAGCGGUGAUGCUAUAAAACACACGAAGCGAAGUAUGGUUUUGAAGAUAGAUAAAGUUUCUUGAUUAUUAAGACGCAUAAAAGGAUUUCCUAUCGGAAGUGUUAACGCCGGAAGUAACAAUUCAGGAAGUGACAUCGACAACAUUAUUUUGGCAAACCGAGUUCAUCGAAUGUCCCGAUUACAGAGAAAGAUAACGACAAGCUAGAAUGCUCCUACGAUGGCAAUGUGAAAAGCGUGAUAUCUUCAUAAACAAACAAAUUGAAAAAAGGAAACGGAAUUAAGUGUAGCAAGCAUUAUGAAUUCCACGACCAGCGAAGGAUUGAAUGAUACUCUUACAGACGGACAGCUUCCGAAUGUCAGUACGGCGAAUAUCAUUGGAUUCUCUCUGGCGUUUUUUAUCGUAGGUGUUACAGGUAUUGUUGGGAAUACGCUUGUGAUAUACGUCAUACUCGUCGACAAGAAGAUGAGACAGUCUAUGACGAACAUGCUCAUCAUCAAUCUUGCGAUAGCCGAUGGGAUUGUUAUGGUUUUCGGUAUACCGGAAAUAGUACAGUUCAUGCUGAACAGAGGCUGGAUACUUGGUGACUUUAUGUGCCGAUUGGAACGAACUUUACUGGUAGUCGGGCUGUACGUGUCAGUGAUGACCCUUGUAUCACUUUGUAUCGAAAGGUACAUUGCUAUCAUCUUCCCGAUAAAAGCCCACCUAAUGUGUACCCGGAGACACACACUUAUUGUUAUAGUGAUCAUUUGGACAUUGUCUAUCGGGUGUGGUAGUCCUACGUUACUGUUUAACCAGGUGAUAUCUAGUGAUCGUUACCAGGGCACCAUAAAGUUUUGUCAAAUCAUACUACCAGGCCACGGGAUGAGCAGUUAUUUCCUCUACAAAUACGUGGAAGCGGCGUUGUUUUACUUCCUCCCACUCAUCAUCCAGGUGAUUUGCUACAUCGUGAUCGGGAAAACCUUGUUUAUGGGAGUUGAGGAGCUUCAUGGUAAUGGACGUCAGAACGUUGACCAAAAGCGUUUGUCGGACGCUCUCAAACGUAGGAGAGCUGUGGUUAAGAUGCUUAUCGCCAGUGUGCUCAUUUAUUUUCUGAGUUAUUCGCCACACCAGAUUCUCCUGGUGUACAACACCUUCUGGCGCUCAUCCUUCCAGGACACGUGGGUAUAUCUAGUUUUCGUCACUAUUCUAGCCUACGUAAACUCCGCUGCCAAUCCAAUCCUCUAUUGUAUCUUCAGUCAGAACUUCCGGCGACACUUCGCCGAGUUGCUACUUUGUUGUUUUAGAUCAAAAUAUGAUGUAUCUAAUGGUAAAAAUAAUGUCCUUACACUAAACUCAGAAUAUACUAUACUGUUGAAGAGGAACACAAAUACUAGUAAGAAUCAGUACGGCGUCAGUGAUGUUUAAACGAGGAAUAUGAAUUUAUCACUGAGAUGAGUACGUUGAGGACGUAAAGUGCCCCGGGUUGUCUGGACAGAAGAUAUCCUAAAACGAAACUUAGACUGGAUAUAACAACUUCUAUUAACAAACUACUCUUUCAAUUCAAUUUGUUAGAUUCGAAUAUAUUUUGAUUUCUAAUCCAAUAGUUUAUAUUCAAAGUAUAACCCAAAGUAUCAACACCGUUUGUGACGUUAUAAUGAACAUCUAGAUCUUAAGUUACGACGUCGUGUUGAAGAAAUGACAUGAGAAAAUGACAUUAGAGUGGCCAUAGGAAUUUUGUAAAUACAUGUACAUAAGUCCAUGCUGUUGUAAUAAAAACUGUCUUUGGUGCGUUAUA